Spodoptera frugiperda (fall armyworm) is the source of this 2515-nucleotide messenger RNA. It is a transcript of the gene pip, whose product is annotated as heparan sulfate 2-O-sulfotransferase pipe. The coding region runs from base 388 to 1683 and encodes 431 amino acids. The transcript is spliced from 10 exons. NCBI's taxonomy places the organism in Eukaryota, Metazoa, Arthropoda, Insecta, Lepidoptera, Noctuidae. The record is from RefSeq and is a predicted model, not a curated record. Gene Ontology annotation, cellular component: membrane. Gene Ontology annotation, molecular function: sulfotransferase activity.
UUUUAUUGUGGAAUGUAAUUAGCUAAACGUUACAAGUUUUUCGCAUGCUAGUGUUUCAGUCGGGAACUGUAAGGUGUAAUUUCGCGUAUGGUAUAAAUAGAUCAAUGUCACCAUACUUCAUUUAAAUUAUAAACUGGAACACAUAAAGACUGUAGCUAAGGUAGGAUCGAGGUACAUAGCUCGGGACACUAAACCAAGUGUAGGUCUAGAACCAGGAACACUUGAGGGAUUCAGUGGACCAGUGCGGACAGUGAUCAGUUAUAGUUAAACCAAAUACUGUGGACACUACGGAACGUAAACAUAAGAUUAAGUGAAAGUUUGUAAUUUCCUAUAUUUGUGUGGGAGAGGCCGAGCUGAAGUGCAAAGACAAAGCAGAGCGGAGGAACAAUGGACCACCUGUUCCGGCAGCGGCGGAUUAGUGUGCCCAAGAGGACAAGUGAGCUAGUGGCUCUGAUAGCAGUAUCAUGCACGUUGUUCCUGUUCCUCCACACACGAGACCUGAGCACCAAGCUACGGCGGAUGGAAGGUCGGCUCAAUGAUGACGUCACCGCCUUCAACCAUCUUACAGACAGAGUCCCGACGGAUCGGUCGGAGCAUGCGUUUGCGUCGGCGCAGGAGUACAAAGAGGCACUCGAGGCUAUACGGAGGCAUACUGGCGCCGAGCGCAGCAAACCUCAGCGCACAUUGGAAGCUGAACCAGAGGAGUCCCAACAGGAGGUGGAACAAGAAUACCUGGAUGAGCUCCUGGUACCUGAACCCUGGGAGCUGAACAACACUGCUCGAGCUGGCACUGAGAUCCUGUUCUUCAACAGAGUGCCUAAGGUCGGCAGUCAGACGUUUAUGGAACUGUUACAUCGGCUGGCGUAUAAAAAUCAGUUUGGUUUCCAUCGGGAUGCUGUCCAGCGUGUGGAGACCAUUCGCUUGGCGCCCGCUGAUCAGAUGGCACUGGCGAGCCUCGUGUCUGCGUACGACCCGCCUGCCUCAUACAUCAAACACGUCUGCUACACUAAUUUUACCAGGUUGGGCUAUCCGAAUCCAAUAUACGUGAAUGUGGUGCGCGAUCCCGUGGAGAGAGUGAUCUCUUGGUAUUACUACGUGAGGGCGCCCUGGUACUACGUGGAGAGGAAGAGGGCCUUCCCUGAUCUGCCUCUACCAGACCCAGCCUGGUUGAAAAAGGACUUUGAAACGUGUGUGCUGAGUGGAGACCGGGAGUGCCGCUACAUAGAGGGCCAGACGCACGAGGGUAUCGGAGACCACCGCCGGCAGACGCUGUUCUUCUGCGGACAUGACCCACAGUGCAUGCCAUUCAACAGUGUGGAGGCUCUGCAGCGAGCUAAGAGGGUGGUGGAGGAGCAAUACGCGGUAGUCGGUGUUCUGGAAGACAUGAACUCCACUCUGUUGGCCUUCGAACGAUACGUGCCCAGGUUCUUCCAUGGAGCUCUUAAAUUAUACUGGGAGGAAAUGAACACAUUCACCCGAAUCAACCGCAACUCCUUCAAGCCGCCAGUCUCCGAGGAAGUAAAGCAAAUAGUCCGAGCAAACUUUACUAGGGAGAUAGAAUUCUAUGAGUUUUGCAAGCAGAGGUUGCACAUGCAGCUGAGGGCACUCCGAGACCCAACCAUCACCCUCCCAACUCCCCGGAGGACGAGGAGGCGGAGAGCCCGUCAUAUGAACAGAGUGUAACCUUAGCAACUUGAUGGGUAUCCCAUCGCUUCUAGACUGUGUUAGGUUAGAAGUCGUGUAACCGCCUCAAAGAUAGCGUGACGUAUCUAAAACAAACUUUGUAACACGAAAUCUUAAUUCGUGUUUGCUUUUAGUUAACUAACUCUCGAGCUAGGCCAAUCACGCGACGUUAAGCGCCUGAGGAUUUUCUUAAGGCAAUUUUGUAUUUACGUGUCUUUUGUUAAUUUUAAGUUUUCCAGUGUUUUGUUUAUUUGAAACUAUGCCAGUGCAAUCAACACUUUCCUUAUUUCUACUUGUGUAGUCUAGUUUUUUAUGUUAUUUAUGUAAAUGUCAACACAUUUGUAUAAAGAUUUUAUAUAUAGUUUGCCAGUAAAUUAAUCUUACUCUAAAAUUGAACUUGAUUAAAUUAUUUUUAUUUGCGUGAUUUUGUUGUUUAUUGUUAAGUCGUGAUCGCCGCCAUCUUGGCUAUUGGCGCGAAAUUGUGACUAUUUAUUGUAAUUAUUUAAGUGAUGUCCAUAUUUUUUAUUUUAAGCUAGGCAUGAACCAUUAUAAGUACAGCUUCCUUUUUAUAUGAUUUUGUAUAGUCUAGGGGAUAAUUAUUAGCUUUAUUAUUAACGCUAGUUACUAAUAAGUCGCACUAUUAUUUAAAAUAUACUUCAGAGAGCAGUACUAGACAGAAAAGCGUUUUAAGUUACUUUAAAUCUGUCUACUUUAUGAUCUGUAUCUAAACUACGUAAAAUUAUUUAUUACGAGAUCAAAUAAAUAUUAUUGUGAUAUAAAAUUUCGCUUAUUGGUAAGAUAUUGUAAUUAAACUACUUACAUAGUUUGAAAA